This is a messenger RNA of Sinocyclocheilus grahami, 1575 nucleotides long. RefSeq names its product proteoglycan 4-like. The transcript has 2 exons. NCBI's taxonomy places the organism in Eukaryota, Metazoa, Chordata, Actinopteri, Cypriniformes, Cyprinidae. The record is from RefSeq and is a predicted model, not a curated record. The coding region runs from base 458 to 1015 and encodes 185 amino acids.
AUUUUCCUUUGACCUAGUUUCCCUUAUUGUCUUGAUCAUGUUAUUCAGUUCACCUGUGUCCCAUUAAUUGAGUUAUUAAUCCCUCUCUUGCUUUUGUAUUUAUACUCCCUGUUCUGUUCAGUCCUUUGCCGUUAUUGUUUCGCUGGUUGCUAUGUUUUGUGUUGUGCUACCCCUUGCUCCUGGAUUCCUUGUGUUUAUUCUGUGGAUUUAUUAUUAAAAGACUGUUUCUUGGACUACCCCUUCGUCGUGCACUUGAAUCAGCAGAGCACCGUAACAGAAUAACCGGCCUAAGUAAGUUUUUCUGCGUUUCCCUUUUCUUUUAUUCCUUCCCCUGCUAUGGAUAACCCUGCUGUCAAGCUCAUUUGACUGGAGAAAGAGGAUCGCUCCCUCGAAGACCACAUGAGGGACUUCUUUAGAUCUUGCCUACCUAACACAUUACCCGGACAGCUGCCUAUGCAUGUUUUAUUAUGUGGGACUGAACACCGCCACAAAGGCUAAGCUGUCUGGGAAAGGUCCCCGAGGGAGCUUCGCCACUUUCAUGAAGUGGAUGCUGGAGAAUAACGGAUCGCAAUUCACUGUCUGGCCCGCUGAGGAGAACAUCUGCAGCCCCACCCCCGAACCAGAGACCAGCCAGCCAUCAUCCCACUGCACGGAGCAAUCAUCUGAGCCCACCGCAGAUGGAGAGCCUGAGCCUGCCGCGACACGAGAGCCAGCGUCAGAACCACCGACAGAGCCAAUCAUGGCCUUAGAGCCUGAGCCUCAAGACCCGUCUGACAAGGUGUGUGAGCCGGAAACUUUGCCCGUCCCUGAAGGAGUACUAUUGGAGAUCGAGGGCUUGGAGGGAAGCCCCACCCACACUCCCGCUGCUGAGGCCUGUUCCUCAGCCCUGUCUCCGCUGGUUCCUGUCAGUCCCUCAACUCACCCUCAGUCAGCGCCAUCCGGACAUUCUGAUCUGCCUCGGGCCUUCAGUCUCCAGCUCCGCCUAGGCGUGAGGAUCCCUCUUCUCUGCCUCUAGUCUUCAAGCCCUGGACUCCACCUCUGUCCUCCCACCCAUCGGCUCUGCCUUGGCUAUUAUCAAAAGUAUUGGAGAAAGCUGUUUUAAAUCAGUUAUCACCUUACUUAAUUGAAAAUAAUAUAUUGGAUCCUUUUCAGUCUGGUUUUAGAUUCAAGCAUAGCACUGAAUCGGCCUUGUUAAGAGUGGUAAACGACUUGCUAUUAUUUGUGGAUUCUGGAAAUUGUGCAGUUUUACUGUUGGAUUUAAGUGCGGCGUUCGAUACAGUAGAUCCCUGUAUUCUUUUAAACAGGUUAAAAACCAAGGUUGGUAUUUGUGAUUCGGCCUUAGAUUGAUUUAAAUCUUAUUUUACUGCGAGGUGUUUCUCUUUGGAGAUAGGUCAGUCUUAUUCAUCACCUGCCUCUGUUACUGGCAGGGUGCCGCAGGGCUCCAUCUUGGGCCCAAUUUUGUUUGUUUUAUAUAUGCUCCCUCUUCGUUACAUUUUUAAGUUUCACAAGGUCCUAUAUCACAUUUAUGCGGAUGAUAACCAGUUGUAUAUGUCAAUUAAACCUGGGUCAAAGUCC